Molecule: messenger RNA, 3091 nt
Organism: Tigriopus californicus
Lineage: Eukaryota; Metazoa; Arthropoda; Copepoda; Harpacticoida; Harpacticidae
Product: protein suppressor of hairy wing-like
Exons: 1
Coding region: 467-2992 (841 amino acids)
Cellular component (GO): nucleus
Source: RefSeq, a predicted model, not a curated record
GAAAGCCAUCUAUACGGGCUUGGAAGCCAUUUUGACGCAGAAGCUGGACGAAAAUCAUAGAUUCGGUCGUAACCAACCUGACCUAUUCUAUUCCAUUGAGCGUCUUCCCCACCCUUUACCCUUAUUGUGGUUCAUCACCCAUUUGUCCAUCCAAUGUCCUUCGCCCGUUUGGAUUUGCCCGUUGUUAUACCUCUUGCCACUUACUCAUUAAUUUGGGCCCAUAUCGGAAAAUCUCAAACUGGGGCGACGUUAGGCUCAAAAAACGCCUUCUAUUCCACUCCGGGAGGUGGGUUAUUCGACGCUUGACUCCAUAGAUUGGCGGAAUUUGCCGGAUGCGAAAAUACCCGGAAAUUAAUACCAAUUUCGACCCUGAGUCCCUGGAACAUAAUAAACAAAAUUGGAUUGGACCUGAUCCCAAUUCCCAAGUUUGUGAACCGCUCAUCGCUUCCGGAGUCCAUCCCUCAGCAUGGACCCUGUAGAAGUGAAGGCCGAGGUGGGCGAUGAAGUGCCGCCGGACCCCAAUAUCCAAGUGUUUGACGCCACCAAAGAAGAGUUGGAAGAAGAGGAUGACGGAGAUCCGAUUUACGUACCGGAAACAAGAGGCGGGUCCCAAGAGGCCACGCUCAAGGGGUCGAAUGCCAAUAAACGCUAUUUGAAAUCUUGGGAGCGGCGAUUCCCGUGGGUAGAGCGCGCUAUUCCCGGUAAAGAGAACGCCUUCUGUAAGGUAUGUUCCAAAACGAUUAAUCCGAAAUUGGCCUCACUCCAAGUUCACGCCCGCACCAAAGGACACCAGGUUCGAAUGCGUGAACUAAUGCCGGAAGCUUUUCGCGAUGAAGAUGAGGAAACCCGCUGGGGUUCGCAGAAUGUCAUUUGUAACAUUAAAACCGAGUACGGGGUGAAUGACCAACGUUUGGCCGUCGACUUGGGCAAGUUGACGUUAGCCUCGGAUAUUGAGACCAUCAUGGAGGUGGUCGGACCCAAGAUAUUUGAAAAUUUGAGCAUUUGGGAAGUGUUGUUGUACAAGGCCAGUCAGGCCAAGGGCGAAGCCGCGGCCAUGGACUUGGUAGUUCGAGAUACGGAAAACAUCCUGACGCAACUCAAGUUGUUGAUUAGUAAUUGCUACGAAUACAUGCGGGGAGACUCGUGUGAGCCCAAAGUUGAGCCCGACGUCGAUACUCAGGCUGCCAUUGAGGAGGCUAUCGAGAAACAAAAGAGCGACAAAUCCGGCGUGGGCAUCUCACGAUUCCUGGCCAAUGCUCUGGAGAUUGAAGAUGGCUAUUGGCAGAAUCGGGAUGACAGUGACGCCAGUUACCGCAACGCCAUGGAAGUGGGUAUUCUAGGGCCUUUGGCCAAGGUCAAGGUUGAGCUCGCCGAUCCCAGCCCGGCCUAUGUGGAUGAUGUCCAGCAUGAUCCGGACUUCCGGGUCACUGUCAAGAAACGCGGCCGUCCCCGUGGACGUCCGAGUGGGACGAAGAAUAAGCGGAAAAAGGUGCCAGCCAAAAAGGACGAUUUCAUCGAUGACGAGGACUAUGACGAAGAAGAAGAGACCAUGGGAGGGGACGACGAUGAUGAGGACGAGGACGAAGAUGGCGACGAAGAUUACGACGAAGAUGAUGACGACGAGGAGGCUCGAAAACGAUCCCCGGGCAAGACACGAACGAACAAAGCGUGUCCUAAAUGUGGUAAGCCGUACAAGUUUGAAGAAUCUCUCAAGAAGCACAACGAGCACUGUCGAGCCAUCUUACGCUAUGCCAAAGAAGAGAAAGGCUUCCUGUGUCUCUAUCAGAACUGUCCCACUCCGGACAAGGCUUUCCCGGCCAAAGAUGAGCUCCUGACUCACUUUGACGAGCACCAUUUCACGCACGAGGAUCGCACCAUCGACUGCACGUAUGACGAGUGCAAAACGAAGUUCGCGACCAUAGUGCUCCGCAACAUGCACAUCCGAAAGAGCCACGAGAAACGCUUCGUGUGCGACAACUGCCCUAAGAAGUUCUGGAACCAGAAAAACCUCGACGACCACGUCGAACGUGUGCAUAAUCGGCCCGAGGGUGAGGGUACGCGAGACAUGAAUCCUUGUCGGAAAUGCGGGAAGAUGAUCGCUAUGACCUACAUCACCAUCCACGAGAGCAAAUGCAACGGUCUCUCCGUUCGAAACCCUCAGUUCAAAAAAGUGGGCGACGAGUAUUACUGCACUGCCCGUGAUUGCACCAUCAAGCACGGGUUCUCGUGUGAGUACGGCGUGCGUACGCAUUUCUUCAACACGCAUUUAAACGACGAGGAGAAGAUCUACACAUGCGAUUUCUGCGAGCGCAAAUUCGGUUGCAAAAUUGCUCGGAACAAGCACGUGAAAGCCACCCAUCUCAAACCUUAUGUCUGUGAUCAAUGCGGUGGGCGAUUUGGCACCAAGAGCAAGCUAGAUUCUCACCGAUUGACGCACACGGGUGAGAAGCCCUUCGCCUGCGAUCAGUGCGAUUAUCGUGCGGCUAAGAAGUUCAAUUUGGACGAGCACAAGCAGAAGCGUCAUAACGACAUGGGUGGGCGGAAUUUCUACUGUGGAUUAUGCGGCAAAAUGUUCCUGACCUCGGGUCGACUCACCAGUCACUUCCGGAUCAUUCAUCACGAUGGAAAAGUGGAGGAGCCGCCGAAUCGGAAGAAGCAGAAAAAGAAGUUCAAUCCAGUCCAACAGAUCCAGGCCCAAGCGCAACAAACUGUUGCAGGGGUCCAUGCAGUUCAGCCGCAAGAUCUGCAUCAGGCCCAGCUGCAGCAACAACACCAACAACAGCAGCAGCAUCAACAACAUCAACAGCAGCAACAGCAACAACAUUCCGAUCAAGUCGCUCAUCAAGUCCAUGUUCAACAAUCGCAUUUGGUGCCCAAGAUCAUUUUUAAGGAAGGUAUGGGUGAAGCGCAUUUGGCCCACCAUCCAGAUAUUGGCCAAGAGUUAUUUGCCAUCAAGCAACAUCAAUCUCCCGACGGCGUGGAGUAUAUGUAGUAUUCACAUUAGGAGGGUUCAUGGACACCUACCUACCUAGUGAUUGUAAGAUAACGUAUUUGUAAGAUUGAAUUGAACCCCUUCCUAUUGUAUACUGCA